AUGCCGCGAGGAGACUGCCCCAUGACCACACCCAACGACUGCUAUAUCGACCUGCGAGGCUUGCCCUUCCACUACCGCGACUGGGGCGGCGACGGGCAGCCGGUGCUACUGCUGCACGGGCUGGCGUCGACCUGCCACAUCUGGGACCUGGUGGCGCCGCUGCUGGCGGAGGACUUUCGGGUCGCCGCCCUGGACCAGCGGGGGCACGGGUUGUCGGCGCAGGUGGACGACGGUUUCGACUUUGCCACCGUGUCCGGCGACGCGGCGGCGUUCAUCGGAUACCUGGGGUGGGAACGCCCCGUUAUCGUAGGCCACUCAUGGGGCGCGGACGUCGCGUUGGAACUGGCGGCCGCCGAACCCGAUUUGGCGUCCGGCCUGAUUUUCGUGGACGGCGGGACCAUCGAGCCGUCGGCGCGGCCGGGAUGGUCUCUGGAGCAAGCGCGGCAGGAUAUGGCGCCUCCCAUCUUCACCGGCUUCACGCCGGAGAUGAUGCGCGAACGCGUGGCUACCGGCGCGCGGUUCGGGCCCGAUCCCUCGGAAACAGUGAUUGAGGCGGUGCUGGCCAACUUCCGGGUGCUGGAGGACGGGACGAUUCAGUCCCACCUGCGCCGCGAGAACCACCUGCGCAUCAUCGACGCGCUGUGGGACCACCGGCCGUCACAGCUCUACCCCACGCUGCGGUGUCCGGUCCUGAUGCUGCCGGCGCGGCAGACCACGCCUGACGCAAUGGACCGCCGGUUCCGGCGUGAAGAGUCCAUGGCCAAAGCGGCGGCGCUGUUGCCGGUGAGCCAGACGGUGUGGCUGGAAGACAGCAUCCACGACGUGCCGUUGCAACGCCCGGAACUGGUGGCGGAAACCAUGCGGGAGCACAUCAACAACGGUUUCUUUGACCGCAAAACGUAG
Geodia barretti is the source of this 903-nucleotide messenger RNA. The record is from the annotation of a GenBank genome assembly. NCBI's taxonomy places the organism in Eukaryota, Metazoa, Porifera, Demospongiae, Tetractinellida, Geodiidae.